Maniola jurtina (meadow brown) is the source of this 949-nucleotide messenger RNA. Its product is annotated as stomatin-like. The coding region runs from base 122 to 949 and encodes 275 amino acids. Gene Ontology annotation, cellular component: plasma membrane. Lineage: Eukaryota; Metazoa; Arthropoda; Insecta; Lepidoptera; Nymphalidae. The transcript is spliced from 7 exons. The record is from RefSeq and is a predicted model, not a curated record.
UUUACUUUUACUUACUACUUGGUUUUACAAAAUUUCUUUUGCUAUUGUUAGAAAUUCACUUUACUUAUCCUAUAAUUGUGAUAUUUUACCGCCGCACUUUUUAAAACAGGAACAUAUUUUUAUGAUUUACAAAAGGACAUUAUACAUUAAAAUGGAACACAAAACUAUAGAUUUGACUAAAAUGUACCGAGAGACCCUAAAAGAAAAACUGUUCAGAUUUCUUGCAAUUUUCAUGAUAUUCUUGUUUCCGAUGACCUUGUUGAUUUGUUUUAAGGUUGUGAAACAGUACAAAAGAGCAGUAAUUUUACGUUUUGGACGAGUGAGAAGUGAUUCUCCCGCUGGGCCUGGUAUCAUUUGGGUAGUGCCUUGUACGGACAAUAUUACAUUUAUCGAUCUCAGGACUCAAUCCUUCAAUUUACUGCCACAGGAGAUCCUCACGAAAGACUCUGUAACGGUUACUGUCGACGCUGUGAUUUACUGUCAUGUUCAGAAACCCUUACACUGUUUGCUUCAUGUCCAAUCAUAUAAAUACGCGACAGAGCUAUUGGCUAUCGCUAUUUUAAGAAAUAUUUUGGGUCAGUACACACUGUCGGAUCUGUUGACAAACCGUGAAUCAAUCAGUGUUUCGAUUCGCAAUGAAAUUGAUAAAGGAACCGCCGAGUGGGGCGUUGAAGUGGAACGCGUGGAAAUAAAGGAUGUAAUAUUGCCUUUUGAUUUACAAAAAGCAAUGGCAGCGGAGGCUGAAGGAACUCGAAUUGCCAAAGCGAAAAUCAUAGAAGCCCAGGGGGAAAUAAAGGCUGCAGAAAAUUUAAGAGAUGCCUCAAAAAUCAUGCUCGAAACUCCGCAAACCAUACUUCUCAGAUAUUUGCAAACCUUAAAUUUUAUUGCAUCGCAAAAUAAAACAUCAAUUUUAUUCCCAUUUCCAAUAUCGAUUCCCGAACAACAAUGA